AUGCACAUCAAAGAAAUAUGGCCGGAGCCUCCGCUGGGGAAGAGGACGCAAGAGCCGCCGCGCAUUCCAAAAACGGUUGAGGCCUUCCAAAGGACGAUAGGCAAGGAGAAAAAAGAGCGCUCCCUGAGGAGUCUGGGCGCUGUGCUAUCUGAUAUCGUGGAGAUAUUCACGGAGUCAGCGUCCAACUCGACGAGCAUCAAGAAAGUCCGAGACAUAAAAGCAGAAGUGAAGAAAAUAGAAAAUUUGUACGAGGAGGCAAACUCGGUGAUAGCCGGGUACAGGGAGAAAGAGGCGCAGGAGCGGGUUAUUGCGCUCGUGAAAAAACAAAUAAAACAAAAGCAAAACCUAAUUAACAAAUUAAAUUUAAAAGAAAAAGAAAAAAACAGCUGA
Molecule: messenger RNA, 390 nt
Organism: Nematocida minor
Lineage: Eukaryota; Fungi; Microsporidia
Exons: 1
Coding region: 1-390 (129 amino acids)
Cellular component (GO): mediator complex
Source: RefSeq, a predicted model, not a curated record